Molecule: messenger RNA, 648 nt
Organism: Cooperia oncophora
Lineage: Eukaryota; Metazoa; Nematoda; Chromadorea; Rhabditida; Trichostrongylidae
Source: the annotation of a GenBank genome assembly
AUGUGGAAGGCUUGCUAUCAGGAAGAGGGUAACAUUACGCGCGAGCAAGUUGAAGCUUUACUUAAUACAUACAACAGGCCGGAGGUCCUAAGGAACACACUAGUCAAACAGCUCGAGGAUUUUCCUCACGCGGGAAAUACUCCGAUAGACCAACGUCACAUGUUUUGCAAGGUAAAAGCGAUAUGGACGCAACUAAGCAAUCUCAACGAGCAGCCUGGAUCGACUCCCCUGAUGAGAACAAUACGUUCGAAAUUCCCUAAGAAGGACAAGAGAAAAGUCGGUGAAAUGGGAUCAAAAAACGACAAGUGGACUACAGAGGACCUACUCAGGGCGCUCGAAAGCAACAUAAACCAGCUAGAGAUUAUGGAAGACACAGACCCACUUUCCACGAGACAGUCAAAAUCAUACGCGGCAAGUGGAAAAAGGGAGAGCCCAGCAAUUCGAGAAAGAUCAGGGGCGCAAAGAAUUUCAAUCAACAGUCCGCAGUAUUCUGCUGCAAACACGGAACCGCAGUACUUCGCACUGCGACGAAGUUACAUCACCAAACGCAAGAAGAAAGCUGGCGAUACAAUCACAACUGUAUUGGAAAUGUCUAAACUCAGGACACAGAAAACAACACUGCAAGGCUCCCCCGUGUCGAUAUUGUAA